Cladocopium goreaui is the source of this 180-nucleotide messenger RNA. Lineage: Eukaryota; Dinophyceae; Suessiales; Symbiodiniaceae. The record is from the annotation of a GenBank genome assembly.
AUGCAACAGCACUAUGCUACGGACUACAGCGAGGGCAUUGAUUUCGUUCGAGAUCGCUUAGCAGAUUCCCUGCAGUUGCUGGGGCCUGAGGAAAUUUUGGGCCCCACCUUCACCCAUCGAGCAUUCGUUCACAAAGAUCUGCAGUGUGCUCAGUGUACCCAGAAAAGACUGAAGUUUUGA